CAUGGGCGGCAGCAGCUCCAAAUCCCUUGCAAAAAGCUCGUGCUGUCGCAUCGCUCAUUGCCAGUGUGGUUGCGAAAGCGCGUCUCAAAGGUCAAACAAAUUGCAACAUCGACAUCAAUCUUGGAACGCCAAGGCAGCAUAUACAUUGCUAGGCAGAGUGGUCACCAUGGCUGCAUUAAUCGCAGCACUAAUGUUGUCCACUGCUGCCGGGUACAGCUCGCCGCGAGCACCGGUUGUGGCAGGCAAUUGGAAGAUGAAUCCCAGCACCUCGGCCGAGGCCGUCGCCUUAGCCGAAGCACUGGAAGCGGUCGACGGCCGAGAGGUCGUCGUUUUUCCGCCGACGUGCUACCUUGACGCCGUCGCGACGAAAGCCAACAAAAACGUCGCCUUGGGCGCGCAGGACGUCUGCGUGCUAGCGGAAAGCGGCGCGUACACCGGCGCGGUAUCAUUACCGAUGCUGAAGAGCAUGCCGCGCGUCGAUUAUGUCUUAUGCGGCCACAGCGAGCGGCGAUCGCUCUUCUCGGAUGAUGAUGAUGCGAUCCGCGCCAAGGUCCGCGGCGCGUUGGAUGCGGGCUUCGCGGCGAUGCUCUGUAUUGGGGAAACCCAGCAGGAGUACGAGCUCGGCGUCACUGAUGAUGUGUGCGCCUUACAGCUCGCCAAGGCGCUCGAGGGCGUCACGGCGGCCGAGAUGGCGAACAUUGUGGUCGCGUACGAGCCGGUCUGGGCCAUCGGCACGGGGCUGGUGUGCCCGGCAGACGUCGCGCAGCGCGUCCACUCGUCGAUCCGGCAGCGACUCCGGGCGACCUACGAUUCUUCUGUGGCCGACUCGUGCCGCAUUUUGUAUGGGGGCUCGGUGAACCCGAGCGUCAUCGACGGCCUCAUGCGCCAGAGCGACAUCGACGGCGUUUUGGUGGGCGGCGCCUCGCUCGACGCAGCAACGUUCGGGCAGAUCGCGUCCUUCCACACGGGCUGGUGGCGCACGCGCAGUUUCCUGAAGAAGGUUUUUAGACGCUAAGGAACACAACAAC
Pelagomonas calceolata is the source of this 1028-nucleotide messenger RNA. The record is from the annotation of a GenBank genome assembly. Lineage: Eukaryota; Pelagophyceae; Pelagomonadales; Pelagomonadaceae.